GCGGUCUCUUUGGAAUCUGCGAACAAGGACUGAUCGCAAAAAAAGCCCGUCAGCUGCCCGCUCAUGCCUUUUCAAUUCCUCUUAAGUAAGUAGGACAGCGUCGACUUUGGCUCGCAUGAAGAUCGUGUUGGUUGGUGGCCCUUGGUCUAAAAACUACAAGGUACUAGAAGUCUGUCUUCUGAAGAUUCUUCUCAUAAAUAAUUGUCUAUCUCUGUACUGCUAUCAAUUUUGUCGUCAACCACCAAGAUGAGCGGCCAACAGACGUCUUGUCUGUCGGAGAAAUCCGACGCGGCGCAACUCGCAGCUGAGGAGCAUGCUGUGGAGUAUGACGAACAAAGUGAACGCGAAGGCGAUCUCAGUGUGUGGUUUCAGGAAGACGAAAACAGUGGGACGACCGUCAAAAGGAACACAAGCCUAACGUCGUCCUCAGCAGCAGAUACUAGCAGGGUAUUCGAAAACUCAAAAUAACCGAGUUACUGACUGAAAUAAGGGAGGUAGCUUAAAAUAAAGGCUACUCGUCCUUCUCGUCAGUUAUCUCGGUUAUUUUCGUCUGUUACUCGCUUAUUUCCGUUUUUCGAGUAGUUAGUGCUGGCUGUCAUAGCGCUAGUCGUGGUCAGCACAAGAACAAAGCCAGAAAAAGCAGCACCGGAAAUGGAACACUGGUUCAAAAAAAAUGUGACCCUAUUCUGGCAAGAUAGGCGGACAGAGCGGCAAUCGGCGUGGCUCAGCUUACAGGGAGUAGCCGCGAUCGUUGAAAACAAAGACAAGAAUUUGCAGCUGGGUCAUGCGAGGAAAAGAAAGGGCCUUAAAGAAGAAGUAGCUGGAGCUCACUCUACAUCACAUACACCUCAUACCAAUCCUCAGAAGUGUCAUGCGCAACAAGAUGAUAAGGUGAUGAUAGUGAUAAAGAUAGAACGCAUGGAAAUCCAAGACUAUGCCAAUGCUAUUACUGCAAAUUCCGGGACAAAUACUUGGCUGCCCCUCAUUCUCGAGAAAAGAGAGAAGGAAUGGACGAUAAAAAGUUGAAGUUGAACUAUGAAGUUCUUGAAGACAUGGUGCAGAAGAUCAUAGUGUGUAGAAGCUGGCGUGGAGACUGUGAGGUAUUGAGAUCGAAAAUUUC
Molecule: messenger RNA, 1120 nt
Organism: Amoebophrya sp. A25
Lineage: Eukaryota; Dinophyceae; Syndiniales; Amoebophryaceae
Source: the annotation of a GenBank genome assembly